UGGGGGGGCAGGCGGCCGCCAUCUUCUCGCCGAGGCCGCCUCGCCCGCCGCGCGCGCCCGUCCGGCCGCGCACGGGUUAAGGCUGGCACCGCGCCCGGCGGGAGGGGGGGCGCCCACCUCCCCUCCCCCCCGCGCCGGGCAUGCGGGGCCCGCUGGGCACCGAGGAGGAGCUGCCGCGGCUGUUCGCGGACGAGAUGGAGAACGAGGACGAGAUGUCAGAAGAAGAAGAUGGUCUUGGGGGCUUCGAUGACUGCUUCCCUGAGGAGCCUGUGGGCCUUCCCAAGAAGAAGAAAUCCAAGAAGCUCAAGGAGAACAGGUCCAAAGGGAAACGGAAGAAGAAGGAGGGGAGCAAUGACGAGCUGACGGAAAAUGAAGAAGACCUGGAAGAGAAGUCGGAGAGUGAGGGCAGUGACUACUCCCCUAAUAAGAAGAAGAAAAAGAAACUCAAGGACAAGAAGGAGAAAAAAGCCAAGCGAAAGAGGAAAGAUGAUGACGAGGAUGAUAACGAUGACGGGUGCCUGAAGGAGCCCAAGUCCUCGGGGCAGCUCAUGGCCGAGUGGGGCCUGGACGAUGUGGAGUACCUGUUCUCAGAGGCCGACUACCACACACUGACCAACUACAAGGCCUUCAGUCAGUUCCUCAGGCCGCUCAUUGCCAAGAAGAACCCGAAGAUCCCCAUGUCCAAAAUGAUGACCGUCCUGGGUGCCAAGUGGCGGGAAUUCAGCGCCAACAACCCUUUCAAGGGCAGCUCGGCAGCGGCUGCCGCGGCAGCAGUGGCCGCGGCCGUGGAGACAGUCACCAUCGCCCCUCCGCUGGCUGUCAGCCCCCAGCAGGCACCCCAGCCUGUACCUAUCCGCAAGGCCAAGACCAAGGAGGGCAAGGGGCCAGGAGUGAGGAAGAAGAUCAAAGCCUCCAAGGACUCGAAGAAAAAGGGCAAAGGGAGAAAGGUAGCCGGGCUCAAGUUCCGCUUUGGAGGGAUCAGCAACAAGAGGAAGAAAGGCUCCUCGAGCGAGGAAGAUGAGCGGGAGGAGUCGGACUUCGACAGCGCCAGCAUCCACAGCUCCUCCGUGCGCUCCGAGGGCUCGGCAGCCCUGGGGAAGAAAAGCAAGAGGCGGCGCAAGAAGAGGAGGAUUGACGAUGGUGAUGGCUAUGAGACGGACCACCAGGACUACUGUGAGGUGUGCCAGCAGGGCGGGGAGAUCAUCCUGUGCGACACCUGCCCGCGGGCCUACCACCUAGUCUGCCUCGACCCAGAGCUGGAGAAGGCUCCGGAGGGCAAGUGGAGCUGUCCUCACUGUGAAAAGGAGGGGAUCCAGUGGGAGCCGAAGGACGACGAGGACGACGAGGAGGAGGGCGGCUGCGAGGAGGAGGAGGACGACCACAUGGAGUUCUGCCGCGUGUGCAAAGACGGCGGCGAACUGCUCUGCUGCGACGCCUGCCCGUCCUCCUACCACCUGCAUUGCCUCAACCCGCCGCUGCCCGAGAUCCCAAACGGUGAAUGGCUCUGCCCGCGCUGUACUUGUCCCCCACUGAAGGGCAAAGUCCAGCGGAUCCUGCACUGGAGGUGGACGGAGCCCCCGGCUCCCUUCAUGGUGGGGCUGCCGGGGCCCGACAUGGAGCCCGGUGUCCCCCCACCGAAGCCCCUGGAGGGCAUUCCGGAGAGGGAGUUCUUUGUCAAGUGGGCUGGACUCUCCUACUGGCACUGCUCCUGGGUGAAGGAGCUACAGCAGCUGGAGCUGUACCACACGGUGAUGUAUCGCAACUACCAAAGAAAGAACGACAUGGAUGAGCCACCGCCCUUUGACUACGGCUCUGGCGACGAGGACGGCAAAAGCGAGAAGAGGAAGAACAAGGACCCUCUCUAUGCCAAGAUGGAGGAGCGCUUCUACCGCUACGGCAUCAAGCCCGAGUGGAUGAUGAUCCACCGUAUCCUGAACCACAGCUUCGACAAAAAGGGGGACGUGCACUACCUGAUCAAGUGGAAAGACCUGCCCUAUGACCAGUGCACCUGGGAGAUCGACGACAUCGACAUCCCCUACUACGACAACCUGAAGCAGGCCUACUGGGGUCACAGGGAGCUGAUGCUGGGUGAGGAUGCCAGGCUGCCCAAGAGGCUGGUCAAGAAGGGCAAGAAGCCAAAGGAGGAUAAACAGAAGCCGCCAGACACACCCAUCGUGGACCCCACGGUCAAGUUUGACAAGCAGCCUUGGUACAUUGACUCCACGGGUGGCACACUGCACCCGUACCAGCUGGAGGGCCUCAACUGGCUGCGCUUCUCCUGGGCCCAGGGCACAGACACCAUCCUGGCCGACGAGAUGGGCCUGGGCAAGACUGUGCAGACCAUCGUCUUCCUCUACUCCCUGUACAAGGAGGGGCACUCCAAGGGGCCCUACCUGGUCAGCGCGCCCCUGUCCACCAUCAUCAACUGGGAGCGGGAGUUUGAGAUGUGGGCGCCCGACUUCUACGUGGUCACCUACACGGGGGACAAAGAGAGCCGCUCCGUGAUCCGGGAGAAUGAAUUUUCUUUCGAGGACAAUGCCAUUCGGAGUGGAAAGAAGGUGUUCCGCAUGAAGAAAGAAGUGCAGAUCAAAUUCCACGUCCUGCUCACCUCCUACGAGCUCAUCACCAUCGACCAGGCCAUCCUGGGCUCCAUCGAGUGGGCCUGCCUUGUGGUGGACGAGGCCCACCGGCUCAAGAACAACCAGUCCAAGUUCUUCAGGGUCUUGAACAGCUACAAGAUCGAUUACAAGCUGCUGCUGACGGGGACCCCGCUUCAGAACAACCUGGAGGAGCUUUUCCACCUCCUCAACUUCCUGACUCCAGAGAGGUUCAACAAUCUGGAGGGCUUCCUGGAGGAGUUUGCCGAUAUCUCCAAGGAAGACCAGAUCAAAAAGCUCCAUGACCUGCUGGGGCCGCACAUGCUGAGGCGGCUCAAGGCCGAUGUGUUCAAGAACAUGCCGGCCAAGACCGAGCUGAUCGUUCGCGUGGAGCUGAGCCAGAUGCAGAAGAAGUACUACAAGUUCAUCCUCACGCGGAACUUCGAGGCACUGAACUCCAAGGGGGGCGGGAACCAGGUGUCGCUGCUCAACAUCAUGAUGGACCUGAAGAAGUGUUGCAACCACCCCUACCUCUUCCCCGUGGCUGCCGUGGAGGCCCCCGUCUUGCCCAAUGGCUCCUAUGACGGCAGCUCCCUGGUCAAGUCCUCGGGCAAGCUCAUGCUGCUACAGAAGAUGCUUAAGAAACUGAGGGAUGAAGGGCACCGCGUGCUCAUUUUCUCCCAGAUGACGAAGAUGUUGGACCUUCUGGAGGACUUCCUGGAGUAUGAGGGCUACAAGUAUGAGCGGAUUGAUGGUGGCAUCACUGGGGGCCUCCGACAAGAGGCGAUCGACAGAUUCAACGCCCCCGGGGCCCAGCAGUUCUGCUUCCUCCUCUCGACCCGGGCGGGUGGCCUGGGCAUCAACCUGGCUACAGCAGACACGGUCAUCAUCUACGACUCGGACUGGAAUCCACACAAUGACAUCCAGGCCUUCAGCCGCGCCCACCGCAUUGGACAGAACAAGAAGGUAAUGAUCUACCGCUUUGUGACUCGGGCCUCGGUGGAGGAGCGCAUCACGCAGGUGGCCAAGCGCAAGAUGAUGCUCACCCACCUGGUGGUGCGGCCUGGCCUCGGCUCCAAGUCUGGCUCCAUGACCAAGCAGGAGCUGGACGACAUCCUCAAGUUCGGCACCGAGGAGCUCUUCAAGGACGACGUGGAGGGCAUGAUGUCUCAGGGCCAGAGGCCUGUCACGCCCAUCCCGGAUGUCCAGUCCUCUAAAGGGGGAGCCCUGGCUGCCAGCGCCAAGAAAAAGCAUGGCAGUACCCCGCCAGGCGACAACAAGGACGUGGAGGACAGCAGCGUGAUCCACUAUGACGAUGCGGCCAUCUCCAAGCUGCUGGACAGAAACCAGGACGCCACGGACGACACGGAGCUGCAGAAUAUGAACGAAUACCUGAGCUCCUUCAAGGUGGCGCAGUACGUGGUGCGCGAGGAGGAUGGCGUGGAGGAGGUGGAGCGGGAGAUCAUCAAGCAGGAGGAGAACGUGGACCCCGACUACUGGGAGAAGCUGCUUCGGCACCACUACGAGCAGCAGCAGGAGGACCUGGCCCGCAAUCUGGGCAAAGGCAAGCGCAUCCGCAAGCAGGUCAACUACAACGACGCCUCCCAGGAGGACCAGGAGUGGCAGGACGAGCUCUCGGAUAACCAGUCCGAAUAUUCCAUCGGCUCCGAGGACGAGGACGAGGACUUUGAGGAAAGGCCAGAAGGGCAGAGUGGACGGCGACAAUCCAGGAGGCAGCUGAAAAGCGACAGGGACAAGCCCCUGCCACCUCUUCUCGCCCGUGUGGGUGGCAAUAUCGAGGUGCUGGGCUUCAACGCCCGGCAGCGGAAGGCCUUUCUGAACGCCAUCAUGCGCUGGGGCAUGCCCCCCCAGGACGCCUUCAACUCCCACUGGCUGGUGCGGGACCUUCGAGGGAAGAGCGAGAAGGAGUUUAGAGCCUAUGUGUCCCUCUUCAUGCGGCACCUGUGUGAGCCGGGGGCUGAUGGUGCAGAGACCUUCGCGGACGGCGUGCCCCGUGAGGGCCUCUCGAGGCAGCACGUGCUCACCCGCAUCGGGGUCAUGUCACUAGUUAGGAAGAAGGUUCAGGAGUUUGAACACGUUAACGGGAAGUACAGCACCCCGGACUUGAUCCCCGAGGGGCCCGAGGGCAAGAAGCCAAGUGAAGUCAUCUCCUCGGACCCCAACACGCCAGUGCCCGCCAGCCCUGCCCACCUCCUGCCGGCCCCACUGGGCUUGCCAGACAAAAUGGAAGUCCAGCUGGGCUACAUGGAUGAGAAGGAGCUGGGGGUGCAGAAGCCAAAGAAGCCCCCAGAAAUCCAGGCCCUGCCAACUGCCCUGGACAGAGUGGAGGGCGAGGACAAGCAUGAGAACUCAGAUGGCCAGGAGCGACUGGAGGACACAGAGAAGGCCCCGCCGUCCCCAGAGCAGCCGCCAAAAGAAGAAGUGCUUCCUGAGAAGGAGAAAAUUCUGGACAAGCUGGAGCUAAGCUUGAUUCACAGCAGAGGGGAUGGCAACGAUUUCAGGCCAGAUGACACCAAAGUGGAGGAGAAGGAGCCCAUUGAAACACAGCAAAAUGGUGACAAAGAGGAAGAUGAGGAGGGGAAGAAGGAGGACAAGAAUGGGAAGUUCAAAUUCAUGUUCAACAUUGCAGAUGGGGGCUUCACAGAGCUGCACACGUUGUGGCAGAAUGAGGAACGUGCUGCUGUGUCCUCGGGGAAAAUCUACGACAUCUGGCACCGGCGUCAUGACUACUGGCUGCUGGCGGGCAUCGUGACGCACGGCUACGCCCGCUGGCAGGACAUCCAGAAUGACCCGAGGUACAUGAUCCUCAACGAGCCCUUCAAGUCUGAGAUCCACAAGGGCAACUAUCUGGAGAUGAAGAACAAGUUCCUGGCCCGCAGGUUCAAGCUGCUGGAGCAGGCCCUGGUCAUCGAGGAGCAGCUCCGGAGGGCCGCGUACCUUAACAUGACCCAGGACCCCAACCACCCAGCCAUGGCCCUCAACGCCCGCCUGGCCGAGGUGGAGUGCCUUGCUGAGAGCCACCAGCACCUGUCCAAGGAGUCCCUUGCCGGGAACAAGCCAGCCAAUGCUGUCCUGCACAAGGUCCUGAACCAGCUGGAGGAGCUGCUGAGCGAUAUGAAGGCGGACGUGACGCGCCUGCCCUCCAUGCUGUCGCGCAUCCCCCCCGUGGCUGCCCGCCUCCAGAUGUCAGAGCGCAGCAUCCUGAGCCGCCUGACCAACCGAGCUGGUGACCCCACCACUCAGCAGAUAUCUAGCUGUCCCCGCGAUGUCCCUCUGUUGCAGUGCUCAUUUCCAGCUGAGCCAUACCUGCCGGGCCACCUGCCCGACCGCCACAGGAGAGAAAAGCUACCGCCUUUUUAGGAGCCGUGCCACCUUGGGACAGAAAGGGAAACUGAGGAAUGCCAUCACAUGGGGGACGAGGCCCAGCCUGGCUGGGCCAGAGCCCAGAAGUGCCACCUCAUCAUAAUGCAAGUGUCCCACCCAGCGUCACACCCACCCAACACUGGGACGUGCCCCGUGGCGGCCUUUGCCGGACAACUUCUUAGAAGAGAUUUCAUUUAUUUGUACAUCUUUUGCACUUUCCUAUUGAAGACUUGAAAAGUUUGUCUUGAUAAAAGUUGAGUGACGCGUGGA
Molecule: messenger RNA, 6251 nt
Organism: Neofelis nebulosa (Clouded leopard)
Lineage: Eukaryota; Metazoa; Chordata; Mammalia; Carnivora; Felidae
Gene: CHD5
Product: chromodomain helicase DNA binding protein 5
Exons: 41
Coding region: 141-5978 (1945 amino acids)
Biological process (GO): chromatin remodeling; negative regulation of transcription by RNA polymerase II
Cellular component (GO): NuRD complex; nucleus; chromatin
Molecular function (GO): chromatin binding; histone binding; ATP hydrolysis activity
Source: RefSeq, a predicted model, not a curated record